GCUCCGGCUUUAGCUUAUGGAUAUUCGGCAGCGCUGCCACAACGGACCGAAUGGCUUCGCUCGCAUCUUUCUCUGCCGCCAUUACGGAACAUUAACACAAACUAGCUCACAACAACAAGGUCAUCGUUCUCAGCCACUACCUCUGUUCGCUGAUUGGCCGGUAGAAAAUUUACAUCGAGAUGUCUCGAAAGAGACAUCUGACUUACGUACCUCAUGGCCAGACCUAGUACAGAAGCAAAAUGAAAAUUGAGCGGAAGUACGUAGGGGGGCAGAGCCAGGCUAAAAAGCAUGGCGAGGUAUGUACAACAUGCCGCACAGAGGUAAAACCGCAGAUUGCCUGUCACGGGAACUGAAAAUGGCAAAUUGCGCUUUUCCGUGUCAUGCAUAUGCAUUCACGGGAGGGUCAAGGGAAAAGUGGGAGUUUCCCAUACAGAGAUGGAGGGGAUGCAUAAAGUGUGUUCCGUGGUAUGUACAGAAACCGCCCGUGAAAGCGUGCAUCCAUUUUGCGGUGAAAAUUCUGAAUUUCUUAAAAGCAGGUGUAAACCAGAAUGCAGGUUUCCUCGCAUAUGCCUCCUGGUGAAAUGGCAGCAGUAAUCAGAGCCAGACAGCGACAUAGGCCAAGGAGACAACUAAAAGGAUUUUUGCAAGAAGGAUCACACUUUCUCAGUUGAGUGAACACAAAAUCAUUAUGCGUUACAAAUUAAGCCAUGCAAUAUUACAGAUACUCGAAUUUGUAAUUUCGUUUUUUGUGUCGGUGUGGAAUUACAGCCUUCUAUAAUAUUUAAGUUUGCUGUUACCUCAUGAACAAGCACAUCAAUUUCGUUAUCACUAAAUCUAUGUUCGCAGUUUUGACUUUGGUGGCUGUUCCAUGAUAGAAAGGGAGAAGGAGGCCCAUUCAAUUGCGCGUUUAAAUGGUAAUUCGCAAUUUAUGGUAUAGUGGGCAAAGAAAGGCGCUACUUACCCAAUGAACUGCAGGUUUGGUAAAUACGACGUAAACUGACGUAUCACAGCGUGCGCCAUCUGCAGGUUAGUCAUGGCGCUGAUAACGCUACGUUUGCAAAUGUACGUACACCAGGGCCAGAGUGUUUCAGGUAAGAUGGAUUCGAAGAAAAUACAAUCGAGACUCAUGAGUCAUGACUCGUUAUUAUUUAAGAGUAGGGGCGAUUCUAGGAUCAGACCUUUAGGGGGGCUCAGCCCCCAAUGAGAAUAUGAUUUGUGUUCUUAGUCUGCACCAUCAAAUUAACUACCUACUUCUUCUCCUUUGGUUUUACUAGCAGACUACCAACGUUAAAGGUGCAUGGCGACACUUGAUAUUAAACCUGUAACCCUUUGACCCUUUGAACCUGUAAUUGUCUGUCACUAACAGACACAUUUGCAAAGUCUUACGUUAGAGCACUCAAACUUAUUAAAGAUAAUAAUAAUUCAUAAUAAUUCAUUUUUUUGUAAAUAUGUAUAUAUAUUUUUUUAGGGGUGCUGAGAUGAAAUUUAGGCUGAGCACCCCUAAAAAGAGUCUAAAAUCGCCACUGUUUAAGAGUCAAAAUAAGAUGCUUGUUUUCUCCACUGGUAGGGCACCCAGAGGACACUGCACCAUGUUUUCACCACUGGUAGGGCACUCAGAGGGCACUAGAUUUUGUUUUAACCACUGAAAGGGCCCUCCUGAAGGAACUUUAUCACGUUUUCUUGUACACUGGGCCACCGUACAGGACCCGAUCAUGUUUAAUCUACUUUAGGGGCAUCCAAGAGGGCACUUUUGCUAGCGUGCGGUCAACCCCCUGCCCGUUUCUCACAUUUAAUGUAAUUUUACAUCUGAUUCACUACCGUGAAAAGACCGGGUUUACUGUAGAAAGGUAGUAAACAAGAGGAUAAUUACAGGAAUAUAAGGAACAUGUACGCCCUCUAGAGGCUUCUUUGGAUAAACAACGGUAGGCGAGCCCUUCUCGUGUUUCUCUCUCAACAACCUCCAGAAAGCCAGCAGCUAGCUGGCUACUCAGAACUCAGUCGUCCCGGACGCCCCAAUUCUGGACAAGGGCCCCGAAGCCAAUCCAACGUCCGUACAGAACUCCUUACGAGAAGACGGCGACAUAGGCAGACCUGGGAUCAGUUCCUAAAGGGAAGGCUGAGCCACAUGAAGUGCCCCUCCUGGUCCUGAAAACUGGGCUGGAGUGAUAUCUUACCUCUGGUCCUGGAGAGGAGACCAUACACUUGCCUCUGGACCAGGGCCAGACACAACACCAUACAGAGGUCUGUUCUGACCCUCUGGUGAUGACCAAUCAGAGGAGAGCCCUAGCAGACCACCUAACAAACCCACAGGAAACUACAGCUAACAGAAGCCCCUUCUGCCCCGCCCCCAGACCUGCACAGCCGACCAGGACUGUGGACACACCCUAAAAAGGAGAACGUCGGUUGUGGUCAGGUUCAGGGGGGUGGGGUGGGCAGGGCAGGGGGCAGGAGCCGGAGGUUGAGGUCAAGGGUCACGGCUGAGAGAGAGCCCCCUCCUCCUCCCCCUCCCCCCAGCCACACACCCCUCCACCCCCCUUUACUGAUGCUGCUUCCAGCUCCACUCACUUCCUCCUCUUGGUCACACCAUGGUCACAUGACAGGAAGUGAUGCACGCUGGAGCCCUAUUUUUACUUCCUGUUUUCACAACAAGUCUCUUUUGAUCAACCUACACACCUGGAGGACACCUAAACUCACCUGCAACUGAGGUGUGUGUGUGCGUGCGGGUGUUUGCGAGGCGCGGCGACCAUGCUGGCUUGCGGCCGCGUGCGCCGGCUGUUCCGUCAGCUGACCCUCCAGACCAGCCUGCUCCUCCUCUUCCUCUUCUGCAUGGUCAGCGUGCUGGUCUCCGCCUACUUUUUGUACGCCGCCCGGGGAGGGCUGGAGCCGGCGGGGGGGGUGGAGGAUGGCGGUGCGGGGGAAGGCAGGGGCACCCCAGGCUGGGAGGGUGAGGAUAGAGGAGGAGGGGCUGCUGCCACCCCCACCGCGCCGCCAUCCUCCUCGCUGGGACGCCCGGUUCGCCCCUCUGACUCCGCCCGGACCGAGGCCGUGGUCCUGGUGUUUGUGGAGAGCCAGUACUCCCAGCUGGGACAGGACAUCGUGGCCAUCCUGGAAUCCGGAAGGUUCCGUUACCGGACGGAGAUCGCCCCUGGUAAGGGGGACAUGCCCACGUUAACGGACGGGGAACGGGGGAGGUUCACACUGGUCGUUUACGAGAACAUUCUCAAGUACGUGAACCUGGAUGCCUGGAAUCGAGAGCUGUUGGACAAGUACUGUGUGGAGUACGGAGUGGGGAUCAUAGGGUUCUUCAAGGCCAAUGAGAACAGCCUGCCGAGCGCCCAGCUGAAGGGCUUCCCCCUCUUCCUCCACUCCAACCUGGCGCUGCGCGACUGCUCCGUCAACCCGCGCUCCCCGCUCCUCCUCAUCACGCGGGGGGGCCAGACCCAGCGGGGGCCCCUCCCUGGUGACGACUGGACCGUCUUCCAGUCCAACCAUUCCACCUACGAGCCCGUGCUGCUCGCCCGGUCCCGUGACCCCGUCCGCGACCCCCCCCCGGCCCCGCCUCUGGCCUCCGGGGUGGGGGCCCCCCUGCACGCGUCCGUGGUCCAGGACCUGGGUCUCCACGACGGCAUCCAGAGGGUUCUGUUCGGGAACAACCUGAACUUCUGGCUGCACAAGCUGGUGUUUGUGGAUGCGCUGGCGUUCCUCACGGGCAAGAGGCUGGCUCUGGCGCUGGAGCGCCACCUGCUGGUGGACAUAGACGACAUCUUCGUGGGCAAGGAGGGCACGCGCAUGAAGGUGGACGACGUCAAGGCUCUCCUAGAGACCCAGCAGGAGUUGAGAGCUUUCGUUCCCGACUUCACCUUCAACCUGGGAUUUUCCGGAAAGUUUUUCCAUGCCGGUACGGAGGAGGAGGACCAGGGAGAUGACCUCCUGCUGUCUUAUGGGAAACACUUCUGGUGGUUCCCUCACAUGUGGAGUCACAUGCAGCCUCACCUCUUCCACAACCACACUGUGCUGGCCGAGCAGAUGCUGCUCAACAAGAAGUUUGCUGUGGAGCAUGGUAUCCCAACCACCAUGGGCUAUGCCGUGGCCCCCCACCACUCGGGGGUGUACCCGGUGCACCUGCAGCUAUACGAGGCCUGGAGGAGAGUGUGGGGCAUCAGAGUGACCAGCACGGAGGAAUACCCCCACCUCAAACCUGCUCGCCACCGACGAGGCUUCAUACACAGGGACAUCAGCGUGCUGCCCAGGCAGACGUGUGGUCUGUUCACACACACCAUUUUCCAGAGUGAGUACCCCGGAGGCCCUCAAGAGCUGGACAAGCUCAUCAACGGAGGAGAGCUGUUCCUCACAGUGCUGCUCAACCCUAUCAGCAUCUUCAUGACACACCUGAGUAACUAUGGGAACGACCGUCUGGGGCUGUACACCUUUAAGAAGCUGGUGGCAUUCACCCAGACCUGGACACACUUGCGACUACAGACCCUGGCUCCUGUCCAGCUGGCACACAAAUAUUUCAGCAUCUUCCCCCAGGACAAGGAUCCCAUCUGGCAGGACCCCUGUGAGGACAAAAGGCACAAGGACAUCUGGUCCAAGGAAAAGACCUGUGACCGCUUUCCCAAGCUACUUAUUAUUGGUCCACAGAAGACGGGCACCACAGCCCUGUACCUGUUCCUAGGCAUGCACCCGGACCUCACCAGUAACUACCCCAGCAAAGAGACCUUUGAAGAGAUCCAGUUCUUCAGCGGACACAACUACCAGCGAGGCAUCGACUGGUACAUGGAGUACUUCCCGCUGCCCUCCAACACCAGCUCAGACUACUACUAUGAGAAGAGCGCCAACUACUUUGACUCUGAGGUGGCAGCGAGCCGGGCUGCAGCCCUCCUGCCCAAGGCCAAGAUCAUCACCAUCCUCAUCAACCCUGCCGACCGUGCUUACUCUUGGUACCAGCACCAACGAGCCCAUGAUGACCCUGUUGCCCUGAAACACACCUUCGAUGAUGUCAUCACCGCGGGACGCGAUGCCCCCAUCAAGCUGCGUGUGCUGCAGAGUCGCUGUCUGGUGCCGGGCUGGUAUGCCACACACCUGGGCCGCUGGCUCAGCCACUACCACUCCAGCCAGAUCCUGGUUUUGGAUGGGCAGGUUCUAAGGUCGGAGCCAGCUGCUGUGAUGGACAAGAUCCAGAAGUUUCUGGGUCUGACCAACACACUCAACUACCACAAGAUCCUGGCUUUCGACCCUAAGAAGGGGUUUUGGUGUCAGCUGAUGGAUGGGGGGAAGACUAAGUGUCUGGGGAAGAGUAAGGGUCGCAGGUACCCCGACAUGGACGCAGAUUCGCGCUCCUUCCUGAGGGAUCACUACAGAGACCACAACAUAGAGCUGUCCAAGCUGCUCUACAAGAUGGGACAGCCACUUCCUGUUUGGCUGAGGGAGGAACUGCUGCACAGCAGGUAGCCCAGGCAGGGUGGAGGGCGGCGGGGGGGAAACCCCCAGCCUCGCCCCUCCUCUCCAGGGACCAGACAGAGGUGAGGGCAGAUUUGUGGACUGAGGGAUCACUGCUGCCAGAGAGCCUCUGCUGCUGCCCGCAACAUGGUCUGUGGGAGGGGGGGGGGGGGGUCUCUCUCUGCAUCGUGUGAAGGAGAGAGGAAUUCAUAUCUCUGUGCCAGUUAUGAGGACACAUUAGCCAAACGUGGAGGUACCAGAGGGUAAUGUCUCAUCUGAAACAUCUUAGCUGUUGGAUGACCUUGAUUGACUCUCGCUCUGCUGGAUGUAACUCAUCAACUUUGAAAGCCCACGUGGCCUGGGUUCUGGUUCUGGGAUGACCAUGCAUUGUUUACUGAUCUUUGAGGCUCACAAUGGCCCUGUGCUCCUGUUCCUCCUCUUCCUUUACCUGGAGACACCGGGGAAGCUCUCCCACUCUUUAGUUACCAUGGCUAAUGCGGGCCACAACUCAGAGGCCUAGAUCAGUGUUCAUGUUACAUCAGAGUUAGCGUUUGCAUUAGAGAUAACGUUAGCAUCAAAGUUAGCGUUAGCAUCACAGUUAGCACUAGCUUCAGCAUUGGCACCAGAGUUAGCAUCAGAGUUACCGUUAGCGGCUGAUAUGCUCUGUGGAGAACAGGAGUGGUUAUAAUGUACUGGCUAGAGGGGCAAGCGGGCUUUAUCUGAGCCAGUGGAAUGUUCUAGGUGCUUGGUGAUGCUUGCUACUGCCUUAAUGAUGUAUCCAUACCAGUCCCUCCUCCUAUGAGCCUCUGUGACAGCUGCCUGCUAUGGAGACAAACUGGACAAACACACACACAAUAGACACACAUUAUGUAUAUUUUUGGGAUGCAACAUGCAUGAUUACA
Hypomesus transpacificus is the source of this 6341-nucleotide messenger RNA. RefSeq names its product bifunctional heparan sulfate N-deacetylase/N-sulfotransferase 1-like. The record is from RefSeq and is a predicted model, not a curated record. The transcript has 17 exons. Gene Ontology annotation, molecular function: deacetylase activity; heparan sulfate N-sulfotransferase activity. Gene Ontology annotation, cellular component: Golgi apparatus. The coding region runs from base 2746 to 5451 and encodes 901 amino acids. NCBI's taxonomy places the organism in Eukaryota, Metazoa, Chordata, Actinopteri, Osmeriformes, Osmeridae.